AUGCACAUCACCACAGCAUACACUCAUUUUUACAACAAGACCCGUCUCGACAAGGCCAGCGAGUCUGCCGCGGCCGUAUGUGUUGAGAAUCUUUCUACAUGGGCCGAAGCACUUCAAGAGAUCAGGACAUGGCCGGAAUACACACCACAACCCUUGCACUCACUUCCUUAUCAGGCAAAGCAACUUGGCAUAAGUAAACUUUUCUUCAAGGACGAGAGCAAGCGCUUUGGUACCUCUCUUGGAUACUUCAAAGCACUCGGUGCUCCAUACGCUGUCUUCAGGAUCUUGGCCGAGCAGGUAUUCUCACAGACCGGCACCAGGCCUACAUCAGAGGAGCUUCGAACUAGCAAGUACAAACAUAUCACGCAAAAGGUCACUGUCUGUGUCGCCACAGAUGGAAACCAAGGUCGAGGGCUUGCCUACGGUGCCAAGAUCUUUGGCUGCCGCUGUGUCGACUACAUCCACAACCAUGUUAGUGAGGGGCGGGCACAAAUGAUGAAGGAUCUAGGCGCCAUCGUUAUUCGCAUCGAUGGUGAAUAUGAUGCCUCUGUCGAGAGAGCCAAGGAGGAUGCGCGAAUGAAUGGAUGGCAUUUUGUUAGUAGUACCUCAUGGAGCGAUUUUGAUAAUGGUAUUCCCCAGGAUGUUAUGAACGCCUACAUGGUCGUCGUGGAAGAGGCGCUCCAAAUGGUACCUGCUGUGGAGGAAAUCACGCACGUCUUCGUUUGCGGUGGUGUUGGCAGUAUCGCCGCGGCCGUAUUUCUGGGAUUCUUCACCCACUACUCUCAAAUUCAAGAGGCCCGCGGAGCCAAGGCAUUGAAUCCUCCCAGAUUCAUCGUGGUUGAGCCUAUAGAGGCGGACUGCUUGUAUCAAAGCGCAAAGAAGGGAGAGAUGUGUCUAUCGGAAGGAAGUCUUCGCACGCUAAUGGCUGGCUUGGCAUGCCGUGGCCUCUCUCCAGCAGCUUGGAAGGUCCUGAUAUGGCUUACAAGCGACUUCGUCGCAGUCCCCGAUGAAGUCGCAGUCGAAGGCAUGAAGGAAUUAGCGAGCGGGCAAGGGGGCGAUAUUCCUGUAGUUUGUGGAGAGAGCUCGGCGGCCAACAUGGGUGUAGUGCUCCAAGCCGCCAACGAUGAAACACUCCGCGACAAACUGGGACUUGAUAGCAACAGCCAAGUCGUUUUAUUUGGACUGGAGGGAGCGACGGAUCCUGUGAUCUACAAGGAGCUUGUCGGCAAGUCUCCCGAGGAGGUAUUUGCAGCUCAGCAGGCUUCCUCCAGACUGUAG
This is a messenger RNA of Fusarium pseudograminearum CS3096, 1278 nucleotides long. RefSeq lists its product as uncharacterized. The transcript has a single exon. The coding region runs from base 1 to 1278 and encodes 425 amino acids. NCBI's taxonomy places the organism in Eukaryota, Fungi, Ascomycota, Sordariomycetes, Hypocreales, Nectriaceae. The record is from RefSeq and is a predicted model, not a curated record.